Molecule: messenger RNA, 1038 nt
Organism: Ruditapes philippinarum (Manila clam)
Lineage: Eukaryota; Metazoa; Mollusca; Bivalvia; Venerida; Veneridae
Product: membrane protein BRI3-like
Exons: 4
Coding region: 158-457 (99 amino acids)
Source: RefSeq, a predicted model, not a curated record
AUUUGUUUGAUCCGACCAUUAUUGGUUUUUUUUAUAAAUCCUAUUUCAAUAUAUACACCUCUGAUAUAAACCUAUAAUUAUAAAGAACGAUUUGAAGUGCUACAACUUUUUGAAGAAAUACGGAUUAUUAUAAAGCAGAUUUUAGAAGAUAAACAAGAUGUCGUCAUAUCCUCCGCCUCCUCCGCAGUAUCAGCCACAACCUAAUCAAGUAAACCCCCAAGCCUAUCCUCCGCCUUACGGACAGCCGCAGAUUCAGCAGCAAUCUAACGUGGUAGUCAUAUCCCAACCUGGUGUGCCACGUGGCACUGGAAAUUGUCCACAUUGUGGUAUUGGUUUUGUGAAAACUAACUACACACUGCUAGGAUUUCUUAUUUUACUAAUAUUUUUCCCGAUUGGAAUUAUAUGCUGUCUCCUGAUGACAGAGAAACGAUGUUCACAUUGUGGAGCCAAGUAUUAAAACAUGCCCGUCACUCAUCCAUAUCAAAUAUCAUGUUACAUCUCGAGACCUUACAGCUUCCAUUGUCAACAAUUAAGAUAAAUGGCUGUGAAGAAAUCUUUGAGAUUUUAAUAGCCCCAGUUUCAACUUCUUCAACAUUUUACAAUCAACAAAGAAAGCUAAAUGUAUGAUACCAUUUUUGACUUCUAUUUAUUUGUUAACCAAUCAACAGAAAAUAAAUAUCGAUGUUGUGGAAUCUUUGAGAUUUCCAUGAUAUUUUAGUCAUCCGUAAAACCAUUUAUCAUUUUACAAUCGAAGAUUAUGUGCCAUGACUGUAGAGAAAUCUUUAUGAUUUCUAUGAACUUAUAUGAGACUUCUGAGAAACUAUUAAUCAAAUCAAUAAUUGAAGAUUAAGUUCAAUCAACAAUUUGAUACCGGUAGCUAACACUGUAACAUUUUUUCUGUGAUUUCCAUGAUGCAGAUAUUCUAGAUUUUCUAUGGCUCAAUGAAAUACAUAUAUUCAAGAUUCCUAACACCAUAAGAGAUUUCAGAAUUCUUAGACGUCAUUUCCUCAUUUCCUUGUUAUUUAUCAACUGAUGAUG